Gigantopelta aegis is the source of this 549-nucleotide messenger RNA. Its product is annotated as collagen alpha-2(IX) chain-like. Bases 1 to 549 code for a protein of 182 amino acids. The transcript has 2 exons. The record is from RefSeq and is a predicted model, not a curated record. NCBI's taxonomy places the organism in Eukaryota, Metazoa, Mollusca, Gastropoda, Neomphalida, Peltospiridae.
AUGAAAGGACCAAAGGGAAUGAAGGGUCCAGACGGGGGUAAGGGAUCACUUGGAGCCCCAGGUUCUAGCGGCCCGGCUGGUGUAACAGGUGAUAAAGGCCUAACUGGCCUUCAAGGUUCUCAGGGAGACCCAGGACCUCGGGGCCCCCAGGGAACGGCAGGAGAAGCAGGGUCUGCAGGGCAUCUAGGAGCAAAAGGAGCACGUGGUGAUCCGGGGAUGAAAGGAGCCAUGGGAGCCCGCGGAAAACAAGCUACAGUUCACGUGGUCGGAAAUCCAGAAAGAAACGUCAGUGCAUUUCCGGGCGACCAUCUGACCCUCAACUGCACCACGUCACCGUACCCGCCCUCUCUGAUCACGUGGUUCCAUGAUGGACAGGCGUUGUCGUCAGGUCCAGACGUCACUGUUAAAGGUGCCAUUGUAGACCUCAACAUUACGGGCACUACGCACAGUGGGACAUACCUGUGUAAGGCUGGAAAAGAGAGCAUUGUGUAUCACGUGACUGUUAUAGGUAAAGUGAACGAGAUUUAUGUUGAUAAAAUAUCAGAGUAG